This is a messenger RNA of Spodoptera litura, 6006 nucleotides long. NCBI's taxonomy places the organism in Eukaryota, Metazoa, Arthropoda, Insecta, Lepidoptera, Noctuidae. The record is from RefSeq and is a predicted model, not a curated record.
AUGACUAAUACUCUUGAAAGCUUUACAGAUGUUCUGGGUGAUGAAAUUGGUAACUCCCAGCCGUUGUCUUUGCCGUCUUCUACUGAAAGUAGAGGUUUCCCUGUGUCUGUCAAUAAUAAUCCUAUUAAUACUACGAAUACCAAUGUUGGAGUUACAGGACGCCCUUCUAAAUGUACUGGACAGCAUGGACAAUUCAGGAGUGUGGAGGAAAUAGACCCUAAAUACCGGGAAGUAUUUUCGUAUCCCUAUUUCAACUUAGUGCAGUCUAGAGUUAUAGAAGAUGCAUUAUAUUCAGACAAGUCUAUUGUUGUAUGUGCACCGACUGGAUCAGGGAAGACCGUUGUCUUUGAAAUGGCUAUAGUGCAGCUUUUGAUGGAACUAGAGAACAAACAAUGCACUGAAGAUUUCAAAAUUAUAUAUAUGGCACCAGUGAAAGCGCUAUGCACUGAAAGAUUAACAGAAUGGUACUCAAAGUUCACGAAGCUCGGUUUAAUGUGUAUCGAAGUUACUGGCGACACUGACGUAGAUUUCACGCAGCUUAAACCUUACAAAAUAAUAAUAACGACUCCAGAGAAAUGGGACAUGUUGACACGUCGUUGGCGAGACCACUGCGGUUUGGUCGAGGUGAUCAAGUUGUUCCUGAUCGAUGAGGUUCAUAUACUGAACGAUGAGACCAGAGGACCUGUGUUGGAAGCUGUUGUAAGCAGGAUGAAGACUAUUGAAAGUUCAGCCCAAUCAGUCCAUCGUAUAGAACAGCUUCAAAAAGAGAUACAGGGUGAAACAUUAUCCAACAAAUCACCCCCAAGGAUAAGGUUGGUCGCAGUGUCUGCUACGGUCAGCAACCCUGAAGACGUCGCUUCUUGGCUGGGAACUAGUGACAAACCUGCUGUGUUCUAUAAGUUCGGAGACGAGUGUCGUCCUGUGAAGUUGAAGCGUAUUGUAGAAGGGUAUCCCUGUGCUGAAGGGACCAGUAUCUUCAAGUUCGACAUCAUACUUAAUUACAAGUUGUGGCCCAUUAUACAGAAAUACCAUUGCGGAAAACCUACUUUGAUAUUCUGCAAUACUCGUAAGAGCGUAAUAUUGACGGCGGAGACUCUGUCCCGUGAGCUGACAGUUAGCUUCAACGCAGAACAAAAGGCGAAGCUAACUGCCCUAGCUUCUACAAUUAAGAACAAGACAUUACAGGCCUUAGUAAUGAGCGGUGUAGGUUGUCAUCACGCAGGCUUGUUGUAUGAGGAGAGACAGAACAUUGAGUUCGCUUUUAGAAACAGAGACCUACCGAUAUUAAUCACCACUACUACUUUGGCAAUGGGCGUUAAUUUGCCUGCACAUCUAGUCAUCGUUAAGAACACCCAGCAGUAUGUCAAUGGAGCUUAUCAGGAGUACAGUAUAAGCACAGUACUACAGAUGGUGGGUCGCGCCGGCAGACCGCAGUUCGACACUGAAGCCACCGCUGUCAUCAUGACACGCCUCGUCGACAAGCCUCGUUACCAAGCGCUGGUGGGUGGAUGCGAGCCUUUGCAAAGUUUUUUGCACAAACGUUUACCAGAGAAUCUGAACAGUGAGGCGGCUUUAGGCACUGUCGGGGAUGUUGCCCAGUGUGUACAAUGGCUGCGUUCUACAUUUCUGUAUGUCCGCGCUGCAAGGGAUCCUAAGAAGUACCUCGGAUUACCACAAAAUUCACCUCAACAUCAAAUAUCCAAGAAAAUUGAGGAACUAUGUGUUAAAGCAAUGAACAGUUUGGCUUCCUCAGGACUUAUUACAAUGGACGAAGCUAGCUGUAUCGAGUCCACUGAGGCUGGACGACUUAUGUCCAUAUUUUAUUUGGACUUGGAAACUAUGAAGCUGAUUAUGAAGGUCGAAGGUUCAGAAACCUUAGAGCGUCUCCUGGCAUUAAUAUGUGAGAGCCACGAAUUAGCAGACAUGCACCUUCGAGUAGACGAACGAAGAUGUUUGAACCUUCUGAAUAGGAACCAAGCUGCAGCUACUAUUAGAUUUCCUAUGAAAGGCAAAAUCAGCACGCGCCAAAUGAAACUUAAUUGCAUCAUUCAAGCCGUCCUCGGUUGUCUACCGAUUCCCGAUCCGUCUCUCAAUCAAGAGGCUAUGAAAAUUAUAAGAACUGCUGAUAGAGUUUGCAAAUGUCUAGUAACAUACGUCACACGCCCAGACUUAGUAUCUCAACAGCCGAUGUUCUACUCAGCUGUUCUAAACUCGAUACUGCUCGCGAAGUGUAUAUCGGCACAUCUUUGGGAAAACUCGCCAUAUGUGAGCAAACAGCUAAAGGGCAUUGGACCGACUUUCAGUACACUACUCGCAACAGCUGGUAAAGUUAAUUUCAUUCUGUUAGAAGAAAGCCAUCCACGGGACUUGGAACGGAUAAUGAAUAAAGGAGCCCCAGCUGGCAAUGUUCUUCGCAAACAAAUUAGUCUACUUCCAAAGUACCAACUGACAAUGAUACCAGUAGAUGAGAAGACCGUUACCCUACAGCUCUUGCUUAUCAACCAAGCUUACUUAGCUGAGAACAUGGAGAAUUUGACGGCCGGAGAAAGACACAAAAGUUACAUCAUUGUGGGGGAUUCUAAUAACCAUCUCUUGCUGUUGGCUACCUUCAAGGACAAAGAUUUAAUAAGCGUUUUCGAUGGCAUUAUUAGUCAUGAAAUAAGGCGCAAACACAAUUUUGAACACAAAAUAUUUGCUCAUUGCGUUAGCUCUUCUUUUGGUGAGUAUUUUCUGCUUUUACUGCCUACUAUUUAUCCUUAUAACUGGAUAACUAUUGAAUGGGUGAAAUUAUUUAGAAUUUUGGUUUACUUUGUUUCAGUGGGUAUCGAUGCUCAGGCAGAAUAUUUGUUCAACAACUUAGAACCAUUUCUGACAGGACCAAACACACAAAAUAGCAGUAUUCAAAAGAAUCCAGUGUCUAAUAAAAAAGUAACUGAGCGCCAAACAUGCAUAACUGAUACAUUUAAAGAACGUAAAAGGAAAAAUACUGAUGCCAUAGAAAAGUCUAAAGAAAAGAAGAAACGUGAAAGUGCUAUGAUUGAGAGUUUUAAAUAUCUCAAACGGUCGUUUGAAACUGCGUCGAAAAAUGUAAAUCAAAGUGUCAAUCACCAAAUGAAUACAAAUAAAGAAAGCACAAAUAAUAUCACAGUUGGGCACUCAGAACCGAGUAAAUCGAAUUGUCAAGACAUUGGAAAUACAAAACAGAAUAAUACACCAAAUCCUGCAACAAUUCUUAAUGUGUGUCCCGAAGAAAUGGAUAGCGAUGAGUUUAUCGAUGAAAGAAAAAUUGACAGUAUUCUAAACGAAAUUGAAAACGAAAUGAAUAAAGGCAAACCAAAUUCCAACGAUAGCAAAGCACGCUUUUGUGAUAAUGUUAAAACUGCUUUUAAUAAAUCAACACAUAGUCUUAACAGUAUGACUAACUUGUUUCCUACCACAAAAUCUACUAAUUACUCUACUAAUGCAAUUAGAAAACGUAAACCUGUAACCACAAAAUCCAAUUACAAUUUUAUUGAGUUAUUGGAAAGGAAACUCAGUUUAAGUGAUAAUGAAGACGUAAUAGAGGUUCCACAAAAAGACAACGGAUUUUCGGACACUAUAAAGAAUCAUAUACAAAAAUACUUGACCAAAACAAAAGCUACAAUUCCUGAUAAAAAUUUAGAGAUUUUAACAAUAUUAGAUGAUCCACGAAACGAAUUACCGGAUGAUAGAGAAAUGAAUCGAACUCUUCUACUUGAAGAAUUACCAAAUCCCGUACGUGAACCAUGCCCUAAAUACGAGAUUAAAGAAAUAUUAGGCCAAAGUGAUACUAUACAAAACAGGAAAGUUCAAAAAGCAAACAACACUGAUUGUUAUAUAGAUGUUAAUGAUUGUGAAACGAUCGAAAACAAAGAACCUGAAAGAGAACUCCUUAACUAUAAUACAAACAUGAAACAAUUAACGGAUUUUAGUGAUAAAAGCAUCAUAGUGUUGGAAGAUGAAAAUUAUAAAACUGAUAAGACUAACGAUAAACAUUACGAAGUAAAAGAUAAUUACAUGGAAGUUAUAGAAAGUAAGAAUGAUACAGCAGUAAAUAAUUGUAAUGAAAUGAACCAAAAUGAUGUACAAUUCAUAGAAAAUGAUGAACACCUUGAGAUUGAACCAAAGUCGAUGUACAAAACAGAUGUUAUUCUAAUCAGCCCUACAACUGGGAAAGUUCAAUGUCCUGGCAUUAAUAAUACAAAGAAUUCCACUAUAGAUAAAAUUUUAGACGUAAAUGGAAGUGUUUUAUCAAAACACAGCAUUGACACUGAAAGAGUUGAAGAUAAUUUUGACGAGUCCCUAAAACAUAUUCCAAGGCAAAUUGUUCCACUAAAUAUUAAUCAACUUGUAGCAAAUAAUAAAACAUUACUUACCGAUGGUGUAAAUAGAGAAUAUUUAGCCACUGACAUAUCUUCAGAUCAGACAGACUGCGCUCCAUCUGAAUCUUCGUUUAUCUCGCCUCCUUGCUCCAAUUUGCCUAACGAGACUCAAAGCACAUCAAAUUAUUUCUCAAAAAGCAUAGAAACAGAUCAAAGAAAAGCUAAAUUUGUUCAAAGAUUCACUUACGUUGCAAGUAAGAUAGACGUUUGUACCAAGCAAACUCCAGAAUAUAGUAUGCAAGUUAUCAAGAAAAUGAAAAUGGACGUAGAUAUAACAGCUAUAGUGUCCCGAAAGAAUGAUUCUUUUCAGAGUUCUAGGGCAGACUGUGAACAAACCUCAAAUGAUAAUAUUAAAAUGAUUGAACUACUGAAACAAAAUAACACUAACCGAGAGGAUGAUGAGAUCAUAUCCACAAGUAAUAAUGAAAGAAAUCAUAAAUCUAAUAUUAUCUUUCCACCUAUGCAUAUUUCAACGUUUGAUAGUUUAGCUAUGCUUCCCAAUGAGGGUAGCCUAAAUUUGAACAGUAAUGUGAAAAGCACCAAUAUAAAGGAAACUGUUCCUGACCAUAAUUUUAUGGGUACUAAAAAUUUAUCAAACGAUAACGUGAAUGAUGCAUUAUCUAAUAAUUCGGAGCAUUUAGAAGCAAACUAUAAAUGUGACAACUUAAGCGCAAAUAUAAGACAAACAGAAUCUGAAAAUGCUUGUGUUGGUGGAAAUAAAAUUCAAAAUAUAUUAGAAAAAUAUAGCAAGAAACUAUCAACAAAUUUAUCCAAACCUCUAACACCAAGUUGUUCAAACAUCACUAGACCUGGAUAUAACAGUGCACCCAAAAUUAAAACUAGAAAACCGUUUAAGAUAACUGAUCUACACAAAUUGCAUGCCACUAUACCCGAUACUAUCGUAGAAAGUAAAACAGAAGUUCAAAAAGAUUCAAAAUUACAAUCGCCAAAACUGAAUUUGUUUGUAGACGUCACGAAAAUACCAGAGAAAUUAAAUAAAAAUGAAUUUACGGAAAAGACAAGUAUGCAAUUACAAGACAUUUCAUAUUGUGGGUCUCUGAUUGAAAUGGAUUUAGAACCAAUUAAUGAAUAUUUAUCCCCAAAAAUAGACCUAGAACCCAAGGCCUACAAAAUAGAUCAGUCUAUGUUUAAUCCUAAAAAACUUUUGCAAUGUGUAGCUGAUGAUGGAUAUGAGAUAGUUCCUCCACCGCCAGAAUUCUGUGACGAUAUAUCUUAUUCACCUGAAGAGGAUUUUUCGACUUGUGGAAGAAAUGAAUUGCUUACAUCGCAACUUAAUGAUUUUACGAACAAUGAUGAGGCAUGCAAUGAAAACAUAUUCGACGAUAAUAUUGGUACUGAUCUAACUCCCUCAAGAGAAAUUGAGACUUGGGUCCUGUCUCAAGAAGACGACGAUCGCAAUUCUAACAUGUCUUUGAAUAUAAGUCCCGCUAAAUCGUAUACAGUGAUGCGGAAAAAUUGUAGUAACAACAGUAAUUUCUCCUACAAAAAUAUAAUGUCGAGACAUGCCAAAUUAGGACAGUUUAGAUUCAGUCAAAAAAAUAAAUUUAAAACCAAAAAAUGAUUAAAAAUAAAUAUUGAUUUGAGC